Messenger RNA from Haplochromis burtoni (Burton's mouthbrooder), 3539 nucleotides. It is a transcript of the gene cntf, whose product is annotated as ciliary neurotrophic factor. The transcript has 3 exons. Gene Ontology annotation, biological process: negative regulation of neuron apoptotic process; ciliary neurotrophic factor-mediated signaling pathway. Bases 463 to 1065 code for a protein of 200 amino acids. Gene Ontology annotation, molecular function: ciliary neurotrophic factor receptor binding. NCBI's taxonomy places the organism in Eukaryota, Metazoa, Chordata, Actinopteri, Cichliformes, Cichlidae. The record is from RefSeq and is a predicted model, not a curated record.
UAUCAUUGGGGAACACACACACACACACACACACACACUACUUAAAUUUAGACUAUCUCGGCUCGGUCACUACCAGUAAAUCGGAUAAGCUGCUCAUGAAUAAGUUGAUGAGCUCCUCCUCACUCCCCUCCUCUCCUCCGCCCCCGCUUGUCCAGUUAAAUUCCUCCAGUCAGGCAUCAAGUUCCCCGGGGAAAGGGCGGAGAUUUGGCCUUAAACUCUGUAAUACAAGUACCGAACUGUAAGCAGAGGAGGUCGGACAAACCGAAGUGGUUUUACGGAAACCUCAGACAAGACUGACUUUGUGGCUCUAAUUAACGCAGCGCUGAGUGGGAGCUGAUGGGCAGGCUGAAAUGAGCCGGGAAUCCGAUGAUAUCGGGAUGAAGCAGGCGUAACCGGGAGUAUAUUAGGGGCUGGUCUGCUCUGCUGCUACCACAAGUGAGCGCGUCUUCAAGUUGAGGUUCAAUGGCAGGGAGGUCGACCAGAGGCAUGAACGGCUCGAAUGGGAGCAGAACCGCGCCGGCAAGGGCCGCUGCUCUAGCCGAUCUGCUGCACUAUGAGUGCUCCACCUUACUGGAACUCUUUAGAAAGAAGGAGAACUUCACCGAGGAUGUGACUGACCGUCGUCUGGUGUCUGUCCCUCCUCCUUCUUCCCAGCUGGAUACCAGAGACAAACUCUGGCGCAUCCACUCGGCGUUGCUACAAUGCCAAAAGUUGCUAGAGAAAGCUGUUGCCAAAGAGGAGAAGGAGCUGGGUGGUGGGAAGAAGGGCGAGUAUGAGAACAAGAGGAAGCUGGUGAAAGAAAGGUUGCCGCUGCUCAUACUUAGCACUGGAGAACUCCUCAAAGCUGCUGAAGGCACGACUUCCCUGACUCCUAGUGUGGAGGGCUUGGAGGUAGAUGUCCCAACUGGUCUGCUUGACCUGAAGCUUUGGGUGUACCAGGUCUACAAAGAGGUCAACUACUGGAGCAAGACGGCUGCCAACACCUUGAAAGACCUGCCCUCGGUCAUCGUCAAGGAAGGAGCAAGGACCACGCGGGCCAGGAACAGGAGAAGCACUCGGAGAUGAGAUGGAGAUGUGGGAAGGGUUGAUGAGGAAGGAAAAAGAUUAGGGAGAUAAAUGGCGGAGAUUGGUGAAGGUAUUGAGAAGGUAGUUGCAGAGCAAGGGGUCCGGUCAACGUCAGGAACAAAGUAAAAGACGGGGAACAGAAAUGGAAACAGCCAGCUGCAAGAGACCGAUUACUACUGACAGGGAGAUGAGAAAACUUGGUUACUGUUCAUUCAUAUAUGUAUAUGAAUGAGAGAGAGGAAAACACCAUGCUGUGACAUUUAUGGCAGAGUGUAGCACAUCUCUAUUCUUUCUUUCUUUCUUUCUUUCUUUCUUUCUUUCUUUCUUUCUUUCUUUCUUUCUUAGUUUAGGCUUACAUGUCUCCUUUGAUACAACUGAAACGAUUUCCUUUGGAUGCCCUGCAGCACACGAAACAUGUGAUCAGCAAUGGGCACAUUUAAUUUAUAUUAGCUGUAAACACUGGGGCUAUCAUAACAUGCAGAUCAUUUCUUGGAGAUGUUGAGUGCAUGAAAGAAAAAAUAUGUUAGCAGCACCCUCUAGUGUUUACAUAGUGCAACUGCUUGGAGUCCUCCUUUUCUUUCUUAAUUUCCUCUGAUGUUAAGUAUCUUAAUUUAAUAUUACAUUUGUGGGUUGUUGUUUUUUUUUUUUUAGCACUUAAUUAGCAAUGAAAUAAAUCAGUCUAACCUCAUCAAUGACUCGGGCUCUAAAGCAGGAGUAUAGCAUAAAUGUUCUAUACUCUUAAAAGCCAAAAGUUUGCAAACUCGUGCUAUAAAAAGAAACAAGGCCUUAAAACCUUAAUACAGAUAAUUUGAGGUGCAACUUUUAUUUGUUUUAAUGCAGAAGUAGCUGUUUUACAUGAUCUACAUGCAUCAGUUGUUCUUUACAACAGGCACAUGGCUCUUUAUGACUGUGUCUGCAGUCACAUACACAGUAACUGGUUAAAUUGAUCACGUAUCAGAUAGUAUCAGAGUCAGAAGCGAUGCCCAAAUCCUACCUUACCUGUCUGCCUAACCUGGAUGAGGCUGCUAAUUAAAUUAGCCGAAGACUCAGAUUGUCUUUAAAGAUGUAUGAAGGCUCGGGGUAAGAAACAGAGAAGAUAAAGUAAAUGGGAUCCUUUAUAGGGAAGUCUUGCCUAGAUAGGCACUUAUCCAUAAUGAUGUGGAGGAUAAAUUAGACAGAAAGGCUGAUGGAAGAGUUUUAGCAGGUAUUUUACAAAAGCACUCUUUUUAUUCUAACGACAAGGGCACCAUUUAUAUUUCAACUUUUUAUAAAGGUUUUCUUCGCUUGGCUCUGUGCUUGCUGUGUUUAGCAUCUGUGAGCUGGUUAACUGACAGUAAACAAGACCGUGUGAUGUUCGGGGCACCUCGACUGUUCACGGGCUUUUUUUCCAACUACAUUUUUGCACCGGAAGGAGACCUAAAUGCAUUUGGUCAUUUGAAAUCUGAUUAAUUUCGGAGAUGAAAUGUUGCCCCUGAGAAAAUGAGACUUACUCAACCUAUUGGCUUCAUCUGUUACCCGCACACCAUACAGCACAAAAUCAUUCUGAUUAUCUGCUUUGGAGUUUCAGCAGUGUUUUUAUGUGAUUCACUGUUAAUGAAAUAUGGCUGCUGUGUACGCUGUAUGGGUUGGAGAUGUAGUUUAUGUUUCCUCUUGCUCAUUACUCUGUCAUUGCUGCUGCUGGAGCUCACAAGGCUGACUUUUCUUUUCAUUUAUUCUCUUGUCUUCCGUUCUCAGUUCUUUAAAUUUUAGAGGUUUGGUUUGAAGUAGACCAAGAGCUGUUAGAGGUGUAUCAAAUUUGGCCAAAAACUAAAGAACGGGAUGUAAUUUAAAAGUUAGAGUCCAGUUUAAAUAACGCAGUCCUUGCGAACAAUUCUUUAUAAUCCAGUAUAAAGAAACUGAGUAAUUGCAAAAGCUGACUGCUGGCUUUUCACAGUGAAAGAAGGCUCUAGUUAAGGUUGGCGGCAAUGACUGUGUGCCCUGUGCCUUGAUAUCUGAAAGGGAAAUAGUCAGUUUAGGCAGCACAUUUUAGAAAGUAUUACACUGACUUCAAGAUUCAAUGGCUUCAUAUUUAAAACUUUUAUUCUGUCUGUGCCGUUCCUAAUAAUCUGUCUGAUAUGGACUGACGUACCACUACAUUUAGUCUUUCCUUUGCUAACAUUUUCAUGGAAAGCACCGUGGUUACAUUCCUCGCACACCAAUUGUUUUGUUUUUGUGUAUUCUUAAGAUUGACUGAUUUUCGGUUUUACACUUUUAUCAGUGUUUGAUCUUUACAAAUACAGUUUGUCACACCACAAGGCGCUGUCUUUCCUUUUUUUUUUUUUUUUUUACCUCUGGGGGAGACCAACUGAGCUACAGACAAAUGGGUUAAAACACAAAGGGAGGAUCGGGUUACCAUCACGGCUUCAUACACAGCAAACACACUGUAGCUAUAGUGCAUGCUGUAAAGAUUGUAGUAAUAAAGAAUGUAUGAUUAA